GGCGGAGGCGGCGGGAGGCAGGAUGAGCGCACGCGGGGAAGGCGCCGGGCAGCCGUCCACUUCAGCCCAGGGACAACCUGCCGCCCCCGCGCCCCAGAAGAGAGGACGCGGCCGACCCAGGAAGCAGCAGCAAGAGCCAACUGGUGAGCCCUCUCCUAAGAGACCCAGGGGAAGACCCAAAGGCAGCAAAAACAAGAGCCCCUCCAAAGCAGCUCAGAAGAAAGCAGAAGCCACUGGAGAAAAACGGCCACGAGGCCGACCUAGGAAAUGGCCACAACAAGUUGUUCAGAAGAAGCCUGCUCAGGACUAAAGCAGUCAGAAUCACCUUCCCGGUACAUCACGUGUAUCCAGAAUUACAAUGGCUCUAUUGUGAAGGCUGGUAAAUCCCUCAAAUGCUGGAACCUUCCCUGAGCUUCCAGAAUGCCACAUCCUGAGAUGGGGAUGCAGAGUGACAAAAUUCACUCUGAGGAGACAAAUUCAGGGUUAUGACAGAUCUCAAAAUUUAGAUGCUCAUUUGUGUUUCUGUAUAUAAGUACAUGUGUCUAGGGAGGAAUAAAAUUUUAAGGGGAACUCUAUUGGGGGAGGCGGGGUGUGAUUGAACAAUCCACCAGGUACCAUCAGCCGCAAACCUCAAGUGUGCUGCCUAAUCCCCGAUGGGAAAGUUAGUCUCUUAGAAAUCUAAAGGGGAAAAUCUGCAAUAUUCAUAUUAACUUUUUUAAAAAUUCCAAAACCAGUAAAAACAAAAGCUUACUAAGGAACUCUACUAUAUUUUCAUUCUUAAAGUGACAAAAUCAGCAAUAAAUAAAAAUUAACUAAUUUCCUAGGUUUUAACCAUUUGAAGUGGUUGAAUCCUCCGCUCCAUGGGCCACAUUCUUAACUUCAGUAGGAAAUAGUGGUAGAUUUUGUUGCUGUCACCAUUGUUUUAAUUUUAAAAAACACUAUAAAUGUAUCAGGUUGUCAUCCUUGAUUGAGGGAGCUUUGUUUCUCUAGUUUUUAUUUUGAUAAAAAUACAUUUCGCCCUGGCCUGGUGGCUUCAGUUAAUGAGAGAGUUGCCUCCUGCACAGAAGGGUCUUGUGUUCGAUUCCCAGUCAGGGCACAUACCCAGGUUGUGGAUUCGGUCCCCAGUCAGGGUGUGUACGGGAGGCAACGGAUGGAUGUUUCUCUGUCUCUUUCUCCCUCUCCCUUCUUCUCUCUUCUGUAAUCAAUGAAAAAAAGUAUCCUCAGGUGAGGAUUUAAAAAAAUAAAGACUACGUCUCACUCUAUCUCAGACUUCUAACAAAAUUUUGCUGGUUUAUCAGAUAUUAAUGUUUUUUUGAUUUCCCCCUUUGAAGGCUUUAAGCAGAGUUUGGAAGUGAAUCCCUAUAUGUUAUUCAGAUUUUUUUUUCCUCACCAGAGCCCUACCCACAGGAUAAACACAGGUUUUUAAAAUCCCAACAGUUAUCCUUCCUUUCCACCCAAUUUCCUCAUUGUUGGCAGCCCUGGCAAGCUACACCUCUAGCAAUUAAGACAGGUAUAAACCCAUUCCCUUUCCCCUUCCCAGUGAGAGAACUGGCAAAUGUUCUGUUUCUGAAAGAUUGGAAACAUGCUCUCUGUUUCAAAAUAAGAGUUUUUACCUGCAAAUACCAUCUCCUGCGGGCGGUGUGUAUCAGGGAGGAGAAACCUCUGUAAGCCUUGGUUAUCAGGAGGGGUUUUUGUUGUUUUUUUUCUCCCCUUCAAAAAAAAAAAAGUUGAAUGUUUUUACAGAGACUUCAAGGGCAGUUUUAAGGAUGUUUAUAUUUCAGACAACCUAAACAUUGUUUGGAGCAAAAUGAGAGAUUUCAUUUGGGGACAAGCAAGUUGAUGAAUUGCAGUCAGCAUCGUGUUCUCAAAGAAGGCAUUUUUACUGGGGGCUUUUAGUCUAGACAUGCUGAGGAAGAAGGAGGAAGGAGAAAGAGGGGUGAGCAUUCUCACUCUAACACUCAUCUUUUACAUGGCACCUUGGCCAAUGCAAUAAAUAGUUCAUAAUAAAUCAGACUUGCAAAUAGUCCGUCUUGUGCUCACUCGGGAAGCCUAGUGAUUUACAUUGCCUAAGUCAUAAAGAACACUGAUUUAUUUUCCUACUUAGGCUCUUUCAAGCUGGUAAAACAUUUUGUGGGCCAGUAAAUGUUUGGUACCAACUGGUAAAACAUGAAGAAUUAUAUCAAAGUCCACCCUGAGUGGCACUGUUUUGCUGUAUAGGAAAUACUGUUUUAUUUCGCCCCUGACCUCUGGCAUUGCAAAGGUCAAGGGAAAGGGAGAGCGCAAAGUAGAAACCAACGUUUAACCCUACAAUAAAGUAGCUCCAGGACAUAACAGCACAGGAGCAGGGCAGAGGAAACAUAUCAACAUGAUUAUUAACUGUAAACAUAUGGAGUAAUUAGCUCACAGUGGUAACAGAGGAACAUUGGCAAGAUGAAUCUAGCGGUGUGUGGGCAGCGAAUGUCUUAUAGAGACAUAAACUUCUAACAGAAGUGAGAGAAUAUCACCCAAUUUGGGGAAAUAUAUAAAACUCCAAAAGGAAAAAUUUAGUGUUUCUGGACUUGACAGAUUUCAUAGAGUUUUUAAAAGUGUAAUUGUUUUUAACGGUGUGGUGAAGUCUGUGUGUUAGACUGGAAAUAAAAUGCCAAUGACUGCCUGCUUUUUCUCUGCAUUCUGAUGUGAGUUGGAUAUAAAGCAACAUAUUUAUUAAAUAUGUAAGCUUCCUUAUUAUUAGCCAAACUUGCUGACCCAAAUUAAUAUAAAUAAUUGUAAUCCUUAAUUUUUAAUACAAAUAUGUUGCUUUAUCCAGGUACUUCCUUUACAUUCAGGAAAUGUUUGCUGGACACCCAGAUGUCCAUUAAAUAAUUACUUGUUGACAUACUAUUGUUACUGAUAUUUUCAUAAUCUUACUCAAAAGUCCUAGGAUAAUGACAAAUGAUUGGUGUAGUCAUGGUUAAAAUCCAGAAAUUUUCUGUUCCCUGGCAACCAAUACAAGUUAUGCAAAGUUUUAUACACAUAGAAAACAAAAAAGGUUUCUUCUAGUCUAUUCAUCAGUAAACACACCUGGAAUAUAACCAUUAAGCAGCCUUCACCACAACCAUUUUUUAAAAGUACUUUGCACAAAAACAAGAAUAUUCCUCAACAGUUUGGGAACUGUUGAAAUAAAUUUCCUCCUUCUGAGUGCUUCCUUCAUGCAAAAAUCCUUCUGCUAUAUCUUUAGUUAUUUUUUUAUAUGUGAGGUUCCUUCAAUGAGAAUUAGAACUGGCCUGGAAAGUUGAUCAAGCUGCCCUAGCUGGUUUGGCUCAGUGGAUAGAGCGUCGGCCUGCAGACUUGAUGGGUCCCGGGUUCGAUUCCAGUCAAGGGCACAUGCUCAGGUUGCCGGCUCGAUCCCCAGUAGGGGGCAUGCAGGAGGCAGCCGAUCAAUGAUUCCUUCUCAUCAUUGAUGUUUCUAUCUUUCUCUUCCUCUCUGAAAUCAAUGAAAAUAUAUAAAAUAAUUUAAAAAUAGAAAGUUGAUCAAGCUCAUGAUCCUCAGAAAUCAUGGCUUACAGGAUCCUGAAACUUGCAAUCAGUUUAAACAUAAAAUGAUUUUCCUCUCUGAAAAAAAAAAAUGUGACUCCCUUCUGGAGGCAUUUUUAUAUAUUCCUUCCUCCCAGGAAAGGACUUUGCAGUAUUCUAGGGAUCUGUGGCCUCUGUUUGCCGUAUUUCCAGUGAAGGAACUCUGAUCAAGGGCAAAGGAGACAGACAGAAGUGCAUUUUAGAAACUUAAGAUGUCUUACGUUUGUUUUUCUUUCUCAAGAAAAUCUAUUAUUGGAUCACAGGUAAAGAAAUAAAACAGGAUGAAUAGCUGUAAUUAAUAAUCAUAGUUCCCCACUUAUAGUCUUACAAGAUUUUUACUUUUAUUUUUUCCUUCAAAAUUUUCCCCUUUGGUUGUCACAUUUUUUCCUCCCACCUUGAGUGGCAAGUAGAUGGGUCUUAUCCCUACUAGUAUGACACAGUGGGAAUAAGACAGGUUAGACAACCCGUUCAUUCCAGGGUUGGUGCUAUGGUCAGUGACAUCUAGGACCAACCUUCUUUUUUAACCAUCCCCCAAUAAGACCUUUGAACUGACUGCAUUAAGCUGAUGGUAACACAUGCAAGGAAGUCCUGAUACUUCUAUAUUUUUAUAAACAUAAAGCUACAAUAGAAAAAAGAUGGGGGACAGCUGCCAUAAACAUCCCAACUUCUUAUGUCUCCUUUUGCAAAACAGAUUUGCCUCCUAACCUUUCCACCAGAAUCAGUUGCCAGAUCCUAUGGUUUAUAUAUGUUCCGUUUAAUGUAUUUUUUAUAAACCUAAUAUAAAGUUUUCCUAGUUGGAGGAAGUAAUCACUUCCCAUUAAGUCAAACAGUCCCAAUCCAUUGGAAGUUAAAAUAUCUGACAGAGAAAUAGAAACACUCAGCUUUGUGGUCUGGUGGGUCGAGACAGAAUGGUGGUUGGUUUCUGGUCAUUGCUGCCAACGAGGAGAGCCCAUUAUUUCUGCUCUGGCAGGACUGGCUCAAGAUAGUCGUGGACAUGAAAAUAUCUUAAAGGUGUCAUUCCAAGUCCUUAAGGAAUUAAACAUAUUAAGAUAACAAAAGGAUGAUGUCAUGAAACCAUUUCUAAAUUAUCAGAUAUUUGUAGGGUUUGGGGGGUUUUUUGCAAGGUAACUUAAAUUAAAAAUCUUGUGUUUUUAUCCUGCAACAUCUUAUAGUAAACGUUGCAGAAUUCUUUGCAAUCAAGGGGGAAAAAUAGACGGAUUGAUUGAAGCCAACACAGACUCCUUACUACACACAAAGAGGGACAUCCUGGUGACACAACUCCUCAAGUUUGCAGGCAGGCUAUUUCGUGAUUCUAUUUAGGGUUCAGUGGCCUCCCACUACAGACCUGCUAUUUAGUCUGCACAUGAAAAUUAAACCCAGAUACUGAGCUUUCCUCCAGCUCCACCCCUACCCAUGGCUCUGUGGUGAGAUCUAGGAUUCAACUCUUAAAACAUCUUAAAAUUCC
Molecule: messenger RNA, 5017 nt
Organism: Myotis daubentonii (Daubenton's bat)
Lineage: Eukaryota; Metazoa; Chordata; Mammalia; Chiroptera; Vespertilionidae
Gene: HMGA2
Product: high mobility group AT-hook 2
Exons: 5
Coding region: 23-310 (95 amino acids)
Biological process (GO): regulation of DNA-templated transcription
Cellular component (GO): chromatin; nucleus
Molecular function (GO): transcription coregulator activity; DNA binding
Source: RefSeq, a predicted model, not a curated record